AUGCCGGUUGGGACUCGCCUCUCAGAGUGGCUCCGUAGGGUCUUCCACGGUGCUGAUCCACGAGUGUGUGUCGCUUUUUGGCUCUUUGGUCUCAUCAACAAUGUCCUAUAUGUGAUCCUUCUCUCCGCGGCGCUCGAUCUCGUCGGUCCAAAUGUGCCCAAGGGCGUUGUCCUUCUCGCGGACAUCAUCCCCUCCUUUGGUACCAAGCUAAUCGCGCCGUACUUUAUCCACAUGGUACCUUAUUCAGUCCGGGUGGUGAUUUUCGUCUUUUUAUCGGUGCUGGGGAUGCUUGUCGUCGCGACUAGUCCGAGCUACACAGAUGGAGGCGCCAUCUCAUCCAAGAUCGCCGGAAUCGUUCUCGCCAGCCUGUCGGCCGGCGGCGGCGAGUUGAGUUUCGUCGGGCUUACCCAUUUCUACGGACCGUUCAGUUUGGCAGCAUGGGGAAGUGGAACAGGCGCCGCUGGCCUGAUCGGAGCAGGCGCUUAUGCUCUGGCGACCUCGACGCUGAAGAUUUCCGUUCAGGCUACGCUUCUGGCGUCUGCGAUCCUUCCAGCAAUCAUGGCCCUGAGCUUCUUUGUGGUCCUCCCUCGAGGUGCACUGCAAGGCAAUGGUUCCGCGACGCACGAGUAUCGCUCUACGGCGCAGGACCGGGACGAGGACUCGGAUGAUGAAGCUCUCAAUGAAGAUGGUCAGGAGGCCGAUCGCAGCGAGGAGGAUGGGCUUUUGCCAAACCCCAUCCACGCAGCGGACGCUUAUAAGCCUGUUCAGAUCAGAGGAUCAACGACAUGGUGGAGUCGAUUCCGAUUGAACUUUGCGCUCCUGCAAGGACUAUUCAUUCCCUUUAUGCUGCCGUUGCUUCUCGUAUAUAUCGCUGAAUAUGUGAUUAACCAGGGUGUCAGUCCCACCUUACUCUUCCCUCUGGACCAGACGCCAUUUGAGAAUUUCCGCGCCUUUUAUCCCGCCUACAAUGCCAUCUACCAGGCCGGAGUUUUCAUCUCGCGCUCUUCGACCCCGUUCUUCCGCGUCCACCAUCUCUAUAUCCCCUCGUUCCUCCAGAUCGCGAAUCUCAUCCUCUUGACCCUCCACGCCAUGUUUGAUUUCAUCCCCAAUGUCUAUAUCAUCUUCUUGAUCAUCUUCUGGGAAGGAUUGCUGGGCGGCUUGGUUUACGUGAAUACCUUUGCAGAGAUCACCGACCGAGUCCCCAAGCAGGAUCGGGAAUUCUCGCUGGGCGCUACGACCGUGAGCGAUUCCGCGGGAAUUUGUAUAGCGGGCUUCUUGAAUCACGUUCUGGGAAGACCAUCGACUCGGUUCCGCAAGAUUCAGGUCUUUGCCGUCGUGUCAUUCUGGUCUCUCUAUUUACUCAAGGCCGACAAACACGGACCACCUCUCGUUCGAUCCGUUUCUUCGCGCCUGUCAGGCAAGCUCACCAGUUGGCAAACGACCGUGAUCAUCUUCUUGUGGCUGUAUGUGAGCCGCAACUUUGCAAAGAUUGUCGGACUGGAGUGUCCUGAACCGCUGGCCAACCUCUACUCUCGAUCCUUCUUUCGGGCCACAUGGAUCACCACGGGACUCGAUGCAGGGUUUUGGACCGCCAUGAAGAUCAAGCCCAAAUGGCUGCGUGACUUGGCCUCGCUGGUCUUUACGGUAUAUUAUCUGAUCGCUGCGGAACAGGCGGAUGAAAAAGUCCGACGAGUCCGGGGAACACUGACCUUGGAACAUUUGCGUGUAUCCUGGAACAAGGCCACCACCCCGUAUCUCUGGUUUUUGGCCAACUUGUUGCGCCCACGCUUGACCACGUAUGGCCCGCGAGCUAUCCGCAUUCCACGACCCAAGCAGUCGGCUUAUACCGAGACGGUCAAUGCCUGGUUGUACUUUGACGGACCCUUGAGUGCGCUCAAAGGUCAGACGUCUGUUGUGCUAGACGUGCCCGGAGGAGGAUUCGUGGCGAUGGGACCCCGUCACUCAGAGGACAAGCUGCUCUCGUGGGCUGGCCAAUUGAAGGUCCCCAUUCUGAGUAUCGAUUACAGAAAAGCCCCCGAGUAUGCGUAUCCAUAUGCGCUGCAUGAGUGUUUUGAUGUCUAUCACACGAUCAUGGCAACCAAUGGUCGCUGCCUGGGCCUGAGUGGCUCCACGCGUCCUCGCAUUGUCGUGACCGGAGAGAGUGCAGGUGGCAACCUCGCGGUCGGUAUGACGCUGAUGGUCUUGCAGUCCGCCAUGACACAGAGCUGGCAAGGCGACGGUGUGUUGCCUCGUCCAGAUGGCGUGGUCUUGGCCUACCCGGCACUAAAUGUCAAGGUUGAAAGUUGGAUGACGGACGAGCAAAUGUCACUGAUCCAGGAUAAGAGCUGUCGCCAGACCAACAACGGGGUCUUACAACGCAAACAAGAUCAGUACCGCAAGCUCACUCCGUACACCUCGCCAGGCCACUCUGUUGAGAACCUGACGGCGCUCACGGCGGUUCUCACGGAGAAAGAGGCGAUCGACGGAACAGACCCGCCAGCCAUGACAGAGAGUGACAUCGCGGCCGAGACCAUCAAGGCGUUACAGGACAAAUUCCAGAAGAGUGAUCGCGUGGCCGGCAACACGACGGCCGAGCCGGUUCGUCAUACCAACCCGCUCAAGACUCGAUUGGCUGUCUCGUCGAUGAUCUCGUAUGUUCACGACCGGAUCCUCACCCCCGAGAUGAUGCGCGCCAUGAUCAUUUUGUAUAUUGGGCCGCAUCACCGACCUGACUUCAAUACGGACUUUUAUUUGUCGCCUGUGCUUGCACCGGACACACUGUUAUCACAGUUUCCCAAGACAUAUAUCAUGACGGGCGAGCGCGAUCCUCUGGUCGACGACACCGUCAUCUUUGCCGGUCGACUGCGGCAAGCAAAGCUCCAACGGUUUCACGAGCGUCAGGAACUGGGGCUGGAGAAAUCAAAACGCCAAUUCAAUGAGAAGGACCACGUGGAAGUAUCUCUAAUUCCGGGGGUGUCUCAUGGCUUCAUUCAGAUGGCCGGUUUCUUCCCCGAAGCAUGGAAGUAUAUCAAUCGGAGUGCGCAGUGGGUUGAAAGUUUGUUGCACAGCGAAGAUCUCCAGAGCUCCGAAUACAGUCUUCUUCAGCUGUCUCAACUUUCCAGUUCGCAGAUCCCCAGGCGAGUCGGUCCAAUGAACGCAAAUGGUAUUCACAAAGAUACCAAGAUGGCGCUUCACCAUCAUCGAAGUUUCACAGGAGAGUCCUCUGCCGAUGAGGAUCGCCCCCUGGAGAUGAGUAUGAGCACGAUCAGGACUACCACAGCGCCAUCAUCGACCACUCACAGGCUCCGGUCUCACUCCGACGCCAGAUGCAAAUCCAAAUCGCAAUCACCUUCAGCCUCGGCCACAACGUUCGUCACAGAAGUCCCCCUCCGCCGCAGACGAUCCAAAUCCUCCUUCGCCUCGUCUCACCUCAGCGGUCUGACUACUCUAGGUCACCACGAAUCCCGCAACGUGCGCGAGUUCCGGGCCAAACUGAAGCGAUUGGAGAUGAGUCGCGCCCGCGAAGAACCCGAAUUCCCCGAUGAGGUAACCAGUGCACCAGAGAGUCCGGCGGCGAUGAGGUCAAGGCAGCCGCUAGAAAGAAGCAGGAGUAUUACCUCACUUGAUAGCGAGGAGGACAUUUUAGAUCGUCGGAUGAAUGGGCUGGCGAGUGGGUUGAUGGGGAUGGGAGAUGGGGCGAAGACGCCGGGGGCAUAA
Molecule: messenger RNA, 3717 nt
Organism: Penicillium oxalicum
Lineage: Eukaryota; Fungi; Ascomycota; Eurotiomycetes; Eurotiales; Aspergillaceae
Exons: 5
Coding region: 1-3717 (1238 amino acids)
Biological process (GO): triglyceride catabolic process
Cellular component (GO): cytosol; membrane
Molecular function (GO): triacylglycerol lipase activity; sterol ester esterase activity
Source: RefSeq, a predicted model, not a curated record